UUCUCUUGUCUUGGGAGCACGAGGAGCAUUUCCAUCAUGAGCUUCACUGGAAAGUACGAACUGCAGUCCCAGGAAAAUUUUGAGCCUUUUAUGAAAGCCCUUGGGCUUCCUGAUGACCAGAUCCAGAAGGGUAAGGACAUCAAGAGCAUCUCAGAAAUCGUACAGGAUGGGAAAAAGUUCAAGGUUACCGUGACCACUGGCACCAAAGUGCUGCACAACGAGUUCACCAUCGGGGAGGAGUGCGAGAUGGAGAUGCUGACAGGAGAGAAAGUCAAAGCUGUUGUGCAGAUGGAGGGUAAUAACAAACUGGUCGCCAACCUGAAAGGGCUGAAAUCUGUCACCGAGCUCAACGGAGACACCAUCACCAACACGCUGACCUUGGGAGACCUCACCUACAAGAGAAUCAGCAAGAGAAUCUAGAAACCUUGCACACACCAAUCAUUUUACUGUGUAAAAUGUGUUCAUUAAAGUAAAAUUUGUAUUAAAGGCCUCUUCAUUAUCUUGAACCUCUUCACUGUUGCU
Merops nubicus (carmine bee-eater) is the source of this 522-nucleotide messenger RNA. RefSeq names its product fatty acid binding protein 1, liver (gene FABP1). The record is from RefSeq and is a predicted model, not a curated record. Gene Ontology annotation, molecular function: fatty acid binding. The transcript is spliced from 4 exons. Lineage: Eukaryota; Metazoa; Chordata; Aves; Coraciiformes; Meropidae. The coding region runs from base 37 to 420 and encodes 127 amino acids. Gene Ontology annotation, biological process: fatty acid transport. Gene Ontology annotation, cellular component: cytosol; nucleus.